Plutella xylostella (diamondback moth) is the source of this 6474-nucleotide messenger RNA. The record is from RefSeq and is a predicted model, not a curated record. NCBI's taxonomy places the organism in Eukaryota, Metazoa, Arthropoda, Insecta, Lepidoptera, Plutellidae.
AGAUACAUGGCUUACGUCAACGGAAGAUAACAACUCCCACGUACAAAAAAAAUCAGUGAUCAAUUCAGAAUUCUGUUGUUUUUAUAAACACUACAGGAGGCAUAAAUAAAUAAUCACCUAAUAAGGGCAUCUAUUAGACAUUUGGAGCAGUUAUCUAGGUAUCCUGCAAGUGCUAGUUUUGUGAUGUGUCGUAGUGUGUUUUAAUUUUUCCAGAUGUGUGCAGUUGAAAUGGAAGAACUUUUACAAGAUAUAUUUAAAGAAGCUAAUGGACCUAAAUUAAGUUCUUUGAAAAAAGCAUGCCAGGAUGCCUUGGAGGUGCUCUGCAUACAAGAGAGCAGCAGCCGGCGUCCAUCGCACGAGGCGCGGCGCGCGUGCCUGCAGCCGCUGCAGAUCGCGCUCGAGACCAAGCGCGCCAAGCUCGUCGGGUACGCGCUCAAUGGAUUCCAUAAGAUUCUCCGCGACGAUCGGUUCCACCGCGGCAUCGAGCCGGAGGACGACUCGCUGUGGCUGCCGUCGCAGCUGCUGUGCGCCACCGCCUCCGUCAUGCACCACCUCCCCGACACACAGGUCCAGAUCUUCCGCAUGUACCUCUCGAUGGCACUAUCCCCGCGGCGCACGCUCAACGGCCGGCUGUGCGUGUGGGUGUGCGGGCGCUGCGCCGAGGCGGCCGCGAGCGCCGCGCCCGUCGCCGCCGCCGCGCGCGCCGCUGCGGCCAUCACCUGCCGCGCUUAUUGCGCUCAGCUGGAUGAAGAAUGCCAGGAGCUGCUAUCGGAGGGCUCCCCGCUCGGCAAGAAUCACUUGGUGGCGGUGAGCUGCUACAGCGAAAUUAUCCCGGUCAUACAGUACCUGUGCGGAAGACUUUCAGAGACACAGCUGAUACCUAAACAGAAUCCGACAGCACUAUUCUUCCUGGACUGCCUCCUAACGCUGAUGUCGAGUCUGUCAGAGCGGGUCAGCGGCAACCCUCACUUCACCACAUUCUUGUGGCAGAAGUUUUGUCCGUCGCUGAUAUCAUUUUUGGGAACUCCCAGAGUCGACAAGAAUAUUAAAUCAAGGGAACACGAGGGUCACCUGGUUGAUGAUUCUGGACGUGGUUCAGGUGCCCUGGGCAGUGCCCCGAGUUUUGAUAGUCGACAGGCGAAAGCUGUUUAUAGCAUAGCGAACCAGCUAGUCCGUCUAGUAGGCUCGACCGCCACUCUCCGGCCGGUGCUCGAGGCCCUCUACCACCGCAUGUUGCUCUACCCUCCAGUCUCCCACCGCGUGGAGGCGCUGAGGAGCGUCAGGGAACUGCUGCAGAACCCCAAGAGGCUGAAGCAGCUGGUGCUGUUGAGGAGCGGGGAGGGCGGGCAUGAGACGCAUAGUGAUGAUAUGGCGAUUUUGAGACUAAUAAUGGACGGCAUCGAGGAGUGCGGGCGCAGCGGCGACGCUGAGCUGGUAACCGCGGCCGAGGAGUGCGUGGCCUCGCUACUGGACGCCAUCGAGAAGCUGUGCGUGGACUCCAGCGAACAUGUCUCUGCGGAGGUGGCGGCGGUGAUGCUGAAGCAGUGGCCGAAGCUGCAGGACGCGGAUUAUACGGGCCCGCUGACGUACCAGACCAUGGCGAGGUUGCCUAGUCCGUACAGAGAUGUGGUAGCAGUGCUACAAAGUGCAGAGGAUAAGGAUGACUCUUCUGAUACAUCAGGGCCAGAGAAUGUGAGCUCAGGCAGCGAGGCGGAGGCGGACUCUGAUGCAGACAACGUGUUCCUGCCGUCCCGGGGGAAGCCGCCUACCUCGGCCAAUGAUACCGAGAGCGACGACCCCGUCAGAGCUAGGAGUAUUCCGAGGACUCUGAAUCUUGGCAGGUGCAAUAUUACGGAAUGCAACGUCGACUUGGAGCGUCACAACGCAAGACAAUUCGUCAAGACACUUCAAAAUUCCCUGAUACCGAAGCUGCUACUCCUCCGAACUUGCAUUGAGGUGGACGAAGCCAUGCUGGAGUUCGCGUCCAAGUGUUGCCAGCACAACGCGGCGGCGCCCCCGUCCGCGGCGUGCAUCAUGAACGCGGACGGCGUGUACCUCGCCACCUGCCAGGCGCUGCUGCUGGCGCUGCGCCGCGCGCCCCACCGCGACCUUCAUAAAGAGGAGGUCCCAAUGACGGAGGAUCAGUUCGUGGAGGCGGUGCAGGGCAGCGGCGUGCUGGUGUACCUGUCCAGUACCUGGCUGAGAGAGCUCUACCAACAGGUGCUGCAACAUGACCUGCUGCGCGACGCGGCCAAGGAACACCAUGCGCUGGUGCACCUGCUCUCAGACCUGGGCGGGCUGGACCACAGCCCCGUGAUGUCGGACUGGCAGAAGCUGAAGGAAGUGUCCAUGUUGUACAACCACACGGACGAGUCCCCGCAGCACCAGGCGAGCCUACGUUGGGCUAGGAGGAUCCUGACCUGUAUCUGGGACUCGAUGGUGUCGGUGCUGAGCGCGCCGCUGGGCGGGCCGCGCGUGCGCCUGCGCGGGAUGCUGGCCAAGCGAAUACACACCUUCGGCAAGCGACGCAAGGCCGCCUGGGAGGGGCUCACUAUACAGUGCCUUGAGGGAUUGCAUAAAGCAGCCAGAGUGAGCAACACACUGUGUCUGCAAAGUCGCUGCAGCCACAUCCUGGCGCUGCUGGCCAACUCUGCCAUCUCUCAGCCGCCGAACGGGAAGAUUCUGGCCACGCACGCACUGUCUUUGGAUAUCUUGAUUACGGGUGGUCUAGAACUCGGCUCGAAAGCGCCAGAAUGCUGGGACCACAUAUUCGCCGCAUGCCAAUACGUGUCCAGUCUGGAGCACGCAUUGUUCGGACAGCAAGGCAACAACGCCACUCCCAUAGUCACCAUGCAGACUGCACGGAACAAGACUGUGUCGAUGCUGCAAGCUGACGCUAAAGUUGGACUUGAUGGGAAGGAAGAUGAGACUUGCGUGGACGUAUUCAACUUCCUUCAGCCAGCUUUCGGGAAUAACAUGAACAGUGAGAUGUCCGUCUCAAAAAUCGUCGAAGACUGUCGUCGAGAGGGUGGCAACGUGAUCACGGGCCCGGGCGCGGCCAGGGUAUGUUGCGCGUUGUCCUCGCGAGCUGAUCUCCUGUUCACGCGCCUCGCCGCCACCACCACGCUGCCGACGCUACACGCGGCGCUGCAGCGGCUCAUUGCACACCAACGACGACUGUUGUUCAGCUCGGAGGAGGGCGGCGCGUGGUGGCGGCGGCGGCGCGGCGGCGGCGGCGGCGCGCGCGCGCUGUGCCGGCUGGGCGACGUGGCGCUGCGCUGUCUGCGCGCGCACCGCCCGGUCGCGCACACCAUGCAUGUUUGGACGCUGUUGGCGCCGCACUUUAUGCAGGCGGCGUGCCACAAGGACAUUCAGAUAUCCUCGCUCGGCAUCCAGUGCCUGCACGACUGCGCCACCACGUUGCUCAACCAGCAGGCGGAACUGCCGCACUUCCACUUCAACGAGGCCUUGCUGAAGCCCUUCGAGAACCUUCUGUGCUUGGAGCUUUGUGACGACGAUAUUCAGGAACAAAUAAUAUCAUGCAUUUGCGAGUUCGUAGAAACGAAUCGCAUGGAGAUCAGAUCCGGCUGGCGGCCACUCUUCAACACACUGCGCGCCGCUCACAACUCCAACCAUUACUCCGCCAUAUUAGAGAUCUUCAAGGUCUUCCUCAGCACAGAUAACACGCUGGUCUUCGCCAACGCAGCACUAGACUGCAUCCUGUGCCUCCUCAGUCAUAUCAAAGGUCUUCACUACGAAGAAAUACCCAUGCCAGAACCGAAACCCAAAAAAGCCACACCUCAGUUCAAACCUAGCCUCAAUCUGAAGUUCUCCAAAAACAGCAAGUUCAUACCAUUACAUGAGGAGAAGACGGAAAAAGUGAUUGUAGAUAUGUGCAAGGAAGCGUUAUAUCAUCUAGAAAGCUGCGCCGAUAUUCUCACAAUGAUGUACAAUAUGCCAAAGUGUCCGAUUUUCAACACAGGUAAUAGAAUUAAAGGUGACAUGCCGCUAUCAGUGGUCGACCCUCUCAUACCAAGCAAUGCUUUGGACAUCACUAAAUUCAUAACAAACGAAAACUAUGAAGAGGAGUUUAUUACGUACAGAAAAUUAUCGACUACUUUACCGCCAUCUAACACCACAAAUAAUUGCUUACUGAAACUGGAUAAACCCAGCAAUAUACUGAAAGUGUGGUACGUGCUGAUUGAAGGCCUUAUAUCAGCCACUGUGGUUUGUUCCAAAAAGAAUCAACCAGCCGCAAUGGAAACUUUAUUCAAGUUGCUCAAAAAUACAAUAGAAGUACCGGGAACACACUUUGGUCUGCACUGUAUUAAUCACCUUCUAUUGCCGAUGGUGCAAAAUUGGCUCCGUCAAAUAUCCAACAUGAAUGCGAGCCUGGACAACGUGCUGCCAAACUUCAAGCAAUGCUGCGGCAUGACCACUGAUACAAUAGUGGUCUACUUGCAUCAUUUACAACAGAUUAAUGUGGAACGGUCGACAGACGAAAAUGCAGAUGAGGAUAUCGAACCUAUAGAAAGCGUCGAAGCGACGUUUGCUUUGAAACAAAUCCUAUUGAUACUAGUUGAAUGUAUAGCGCAACCCCAGGAGCCUAUCGCCAGACUUGGAGCUUCCUGCAUCAGGCACAUAAUACUCACGUCAGGACAUUUGCUGACAGAAAAGCAAUGGGAAGUGGUAUGCAUUAGUCUGCACAGAGCGUGUAACGUUAGCCUGACGCCGCUGAAGCAAAUCACUUUUGCUUUUAAGGAGAACUCGAAUAGUUUCUACGGCGACCUCGCCAUGGUGAAGGUAGCGGCUCGUAGAGACUGCUCCGUAAAUGACAACGUGCGCCUGCACGCCAUGGCCCAGCAAGUCUUCCUUCACGACCAUCUCAGAACAGAAAGCCAUCCAAAAUUGACACCGAAAAAUUCCUCCCAAAAUCUUAUGCUCAUAGACGAUAGAAGCUACAUAUUCCUCAUAUACCUCCAAGAGUCAGUCAACGCGUUAAAUCCAGAGCUUUACACGAGCCGAAUACCCCACAGAGGGUUGGUGGUUGGCCUGCUUGCACAUCAAAUAUUGGUUCAAAUCAUUGCCACUGUACUUAUCCAGUCCUCUUCAGACGUCUUCCAUGGCAUUAAUAGCAUAUUGCUAGAUAGCUACAAGACUGGGACAAAUAUUUGCAAUUAUAAAUUCUAUUUGAGCACAGAAAACACGAAUUUGUUGUUAAAGAGUUUGGAGCUUUCCUACAUGAGGGCCAUGCAAUUUGAUUGCAGACCGGGUUUGAAAUUCUUGGUUCAGAAAGUUUCCAAUCUAGACUACGCAGCUAAUCUCUACAAACAGACAUCGUCGUCAUGGUUAAUUAAGAUGAUUGCCCUUACGGAGAUAUUCUUCAGUGGUGUCUACACAUUCAAGUUAAAAUCUACUGACGUUUCAAUAAUCAUUCGCAGCUACACUGCAUCUCUGAAUCUCACACUGGAAUACGACAGAUUCGUUAUGAAGAUUUUCGAUCUGAAAGAAACUUGGGAACUUUUAUGUAACAGCUACAUGAAGCAUCUCAUCGACGUAACAGAUUUUGACGACCCUGAUAUUGUCAAAGACAGAUCAUCGUGUAGUUCAGAGGAAAGCAACUCCUCGAACCAAUAUGACGAAUAUUUUGCGCGUGCGGCCGAUGAAACAACAAUAGAAAUUCACACAAAUAACAACGACCAAUGUAAUGAAAGCCCCACUAAAGAACAAAUUGAUCCACCAAGACCAUUUACGUUUGCAGACUUUAAACAUCACAGUAAAACUACAGCUUCUUCAAACAGUUUAACCGAUACAAAUGAUAAUGAUAUAAAUGAGCAGAAGGAAGAGACAAAUUCUUUGCAAUGUAACAACGAUAAUGCAGCGACAGAGACUGAUAAUUUUGUUGUUGAAAGUAAUGACACCACUCUUGAUAAUGAAGGAAAUGAAAUUAAAUCAGAAGACGUACCUUCUAGUCCAAUUGUGAUUAAGAAUGUGAGCAUAUCGGAUGAUGUAGAGAGCACAGUGAAGAGCCGUAAAGUGAAUAUUACAAUAUGCGACGGACCAACGCUUGAGAACAAGAACAUUGAACCGUUGAUACCGCCGCAGCCGGUUCCACCUGAGAUCGAACAACAACGAGCUUUGAGUAUUAGUAAGGACACGGAGGUGCAGAGGCAGUGCUUCCAGAACAUUCUGACGGCGUACCUGGAGCUGGUGCUGAGUUUCCCGGCGGAGAGGUCGGCGGCGAUCACCCCCGUGCUACACGCCGGGUUCACACAACUAUCUAGAACCGUUACUGACCCGCAAUUCCUCGACAGAAUCAAUAUAUUUUUCGACAAACACGACUUUUCUUAACCGAAUUCUAAUGCUAAGUGAUCAAUUAUUUAUUGUGAUAAAAGUAAAUAUUCACACUAUAUUGUAAUGUAUAUUCCUCUUGUUCAGUGUUAUAAUUAAAAUAUACCUACGUAUUGAAAUAUU